GCCCGUCACGUGGCGCGAAGGUUUAAAUGCCCGGAGGAGGGGGCGCCUGGACGGGGCAAGCCAUGUGGUCGCUGCAGGCGCUGAAGCUGGGCUGCCUGCUCGGGCUGGCGCUUCUGCCGCUCCUCUUCGGCCUCCUCCCGGCCGUGCUCCUCAGCCUGCGGGGGACCGCCGGGACCGGCUUUUUUCAGCGCUGGCGGGGCAUUCUGAGCUGCGCGGCCGGCGGGGUGUUCCUGGCCGCUUGCCUGCUAGACAUCGUGCCCGACUCGCUGGCCGACCUGCGGGAAGAGCUGGGCCGACAGAGCCUCUCGCUGGCCUUCCCGACGCCCGAGCUGGUCCUGGCGCUGGGCUUCCUGCUGGUCCUGGUCCUGGAGCACGUGAUCUUGGCGUGCAGCGAGCGGCGCGGGGACGACGACGCCGUGCCCCUCCUGCCCUGCCCCGCCUCUCACCGGGGCCAGCAGAGCGCUGGGGUGGCGGGGGCCCCCCACUGCCACGAGGCUGCAGAAGCGCGCUCCCCGUCCUCCUUCCGCUCGGUGGUGCUGACGCUCUCGCUCUCCUUCCACUCGGUCUUCGAGGGCCUGGCUGUGGGCCUGCAAGACACAGAGCCGAAGGUGCUGCAGCUGGCGGUGGCCAUCCUGCUCCACAAGACCAUCAUUGCUGCCAGCCUGGCCCUGCUGCUGCUCCAGAGUCGCCUCCCCCUGCGCUGGCUGGCAGCCUCCAUUGUCACCUUUGCCCUGAUGUCCCCGCUGGGUGUCGGCCUGGGGAUGGCAGUGACCCACGACCCUGGCCCGGGCAGCGCCACGGCCCGCAGCGUGCUGGAAGGCGUGGCAGCGGGGACCUUCAUGUACAUCACCUUCCUGGAGGUCUUGCCCGAGGAGCUGCACGACCCUGCCAGCCGCUUGCCCAAAGUCCUCGCUGUCCUCUUGGGCUUCUCGGGGAUGGCUGGUCUGCACUUCUUGGGCUGAGGGUCAGCGGCUGAUUGGGACACCCUCCCUGCGGAGAUGGACUCUGGCAGGCUGAGGACAGCCUCUGGUUCCCAGGUGGCAGCGUCUUGGAACGAAGGGGUGGAAUGGCUACCCCCCCCCGUGGGUACUGAUGGCCUGUGCCCUGAAAUCUUUUUAUUAAAAAUCUUGCUACUUUAUAA
Molecule: messenger RNA, 1141 nt
Organism: Rhineura floridana
Lineage: Eukaryota; Metazoa; Chordata; Lepidosauria; Squamata; Rhineuridae
Product: zinc transporter ZIP1-like
Exons: 3
Coding region: 27-962 (311 amino acids)
Biological process (GO): zinc ion transmembrane transport
Cellular component (GO): plasma membrane
Molecular function (GO): zinc ion transmembrane transporter activity
Source: RefSeq, a predicted model, not a curated record